AUUUCUGCAGAUUUUAAGUACGAUUUAAAUGUAUAUUGAGUGAUUAAAAUCAGCGCUUAACCUCAUUGGAAAUGGCGUAAAUUUGUAUUGCGAACGUUGCAAUCAGCAUCAUAAGUAAUCGUCCUUGGCACACACACUUUGCACGCACCGCAUAAUACGCGCCUUUUUCCGAACGUUUACCUGCUGCAUUUUAUCUACCCAUGCAUACCGUUUACAACAAAAAUCAUAACAACAACAACUUUCCGGAUAUUUUUUAUCCUGAUUACAUCGAUGGACCCCUGACGUCCAAGAGGAUGAUAAUUGGAUCGUUUUCGAUGUUUGUGAUAUUCUCCUACCUGGAAUUGCUCUACAUACUCGUGGCAAUCUAUUUGGCGCUGCACCACGUCCGCUAA
Messenger RNA from Drosophila grimshawi, 392 nucleotides. RefSeq lists its product as uncharacterized. The record is from RefSeq and is a predicted model, not a curated record. Bases 201 to 392 code for a protein of 63 amino acids. NCBI's taxonomy places the organism in Eukaryota, Metazoa, Arthropoda, Insecta, Diptera, Drosophilidae. The transcript has a single exon.